GCUCAAAGUGUAAGGCCUCUGUCAGUUGGAAACGAAUCAGGCGACCAAAACAAACCAUGAAGUUUUCAGCUCCGGUCCUUUUCCUAUUUGCGGUCGUGUACGCAAGUGGUGUUGCUAAUGCUGGUAUUCUCGAGUUGGAUAAAAUAUCCGAUGUUAUAAUUAACGCCCGAAAGGUAUGGAAUGGCAACUCUGUUGAUGACCUCAUGAAUUCAGACCGUAUUCCUUAUUUCUGUAAAAUGGCUGUCAACUAUGGUGACCUCAACAACGCAACUAUUAAAACACUGGACGAAGAUUUACAAGUGAUCAUUGCGGCUACAAUUAAUCUCUUCAAAAAAAAGUACGGUAAUAGCGGUCGGAUGGAGUUUGUAGACUAUGUACAUGCAUUGAAGAGCAAUCCAUUUUUAAAAACAGAAAUCACCGAUAAUAUUUAUCGAGGGGAAUACGAAGAUUUUCACGAAUAUGAUUCCCAGCGACAACAACUGGCGAAAAAUGAGUAUGAUUUAAUUACAACAUGGAUUAAGGACACACUUAUCAAAGACGAUGAAGCCUUAAAAGAUACAACCUUUAACAAAAUUGACUUCAAGAAUAUUGUCGCGGCAACCAAUGCAGCUUUCGAUCACUUUCAGCGAUUUGAAGGCAUGUUGGUCAAUAAACCUUACGUUCAAAGCGCAAUCGUUGAUUUGAGUGUCAUCCGGUACCCAGAUUCAAAACAGAGUUACUUCAAGCUUUUCCGUAUCCAGAUCUUUGCUACAAAAACAAGUUCGUCAGAUCCAGUAAGAGAUGUUCAAUCGACAAGUGGAGUUAGAGGUUCGUUCGAAUCAAUAGUUUUCAGACCACAGAACCUCGUAAUAGACGGUUUAAAUGCAGUUGUAAGAGAGAAAGCAUUAAAAACAGCCCAAAGUAUGUUCAGUGAUUCUUAGAGAAGAAGUUUUUUUAGGAGAUAAAUCUUAUGUUUAUUUAAUAGCUUAAAUAAAACGGAUUUUUAACAACCAUUAUUAAA
This is a messenger RNA of Octopus bimaculoides (California two-spot octopus), 1000 nucleotides long. RefSeq lists its product as uncharacterized. The record is from RefSeq and is a predicted model, not a curated record. NCBI's taxonomy places the organism in Eukaryota, Metazoa, Mollusca, Cephalopoda, Octopoda, Octopodidae.